Messenger RNA from Paralichthys olivaceus (Japanese flounder), 2515 nucleotides. RefSeq names its product ankyrin repeat domain 39 (gene ankrd39). NCBI's taxonomy places the organism in Eukaryota, Metazoa, Chordata, Actinopteri, Pleuronectiformes, Paralichthyidae. Gene Ontology annotation, cellular component: BRCA1-A complex; BRCA1-BARD1 complex. Gene Ontology annotation, molecular function: ubiquitin-protein transferase activity; protein binding. Gene Ontology annotation, biological process: protein K6-linked ubiquitination. The record is from RefSeq and is a predicted model, not a curated record.
GUUGCACUACGAAAUUGUUUUCAAAGACACGAAGAAGACACACGGAAGUGUCAAACAGCAUGCCGGUCUGUGGGCAUCCGAUCAUCAUAUUCUAUGAAUUCUCUUUCAUGACGUUAAUUCAAACAAAUGACUCAAAACCUAGCAGAGUUCAUUUUCAGGUCGGAACCAGUCUGUGACAGUUUUUAUCAGCAUGGCGUCUGACAGGCCUCAUUGCUCGUGCUGCUCCCAUCCUGUCUCCUCUCCCAGUGUUUACCAGACUCUGGAUGAAAUGGAUUUCGAACGAGGCAUCUGGUCUGCUGCAAUGGACGGUGACCUGGAGAGGGUAAAGUCUUUGAUCCAGAAGGGCACAGACAUCAACCUGAGAGACUCUUCUGGAUACACAGCUCUGCACUAUGCAAGUCGCAGUGGCCAUUUUGCUGUGUGCAAGUUUCUUCUAGAGAAUGGUGCAUGCGCGUCUCCUCAGACACCAGGCGGUGCCACGCCGCUCCAUCGAUCAGCGUACUGCGGUCACUUGGAUGUGGUUAGACUCCUUCUGCACCACCGGUCAAAUCCUACGCUCUGUGAUGACGACGGAGCAUCCCCUUUACACAAGGCUGCAGAACAGGGUCAUGAAGAGGUGUGUCGGCUGCUUGUUGAGAACUGUCCAGCACUUUGCAGCCAGAAGAACAAGAGGCUCCAGCUGUCCCACCAGCUGGCACAGCAGGGAGAUCUGCAGGAGCUCUUAAAGCCGCCAUGGUGACGGGGAACACACACUGCGUAUGGGGCAUGCUGUGUUUCUAAGAUCAGACAAUUGAAAUGAACUCAAAUUUACCAGGUGAGGUCCACAUGCAUCAGGAUCACGUUGACCUGGAUUCACCAUAUUGGACUGCUUUUAUUUCUCAACUGAACAUCAGCAAAGACGACUGAGUGAAACAGGGUGAACACAACAUGACAUUUUCUAUAUGCAUACAACAGGCAUCGACCUGUUUUUAAUUUAUUGUUAACUGCUUGUGUUCAAAAUACACACCCAAAGCAACCUGUACAACCUGUCCAAUAAUACCAGUUUCCACCGUCUGCUACUGCUGCUUGAUUCUUGUCUCAAGUAGUUAAACAAAAUUUCUAAUAAAGAGUAAGAUCUGACGCCUGCCUUCAUAUUGAAGGAACACUAAUAUUAUUUAAUCUAAAUUCUUGAGUGCUUUAGUGUUUGUUUCCUCAGCUGUUUGCAUUAUUGAACACUGAGAGAUAUUAUUCUUUGUAUCUGCUUCACUAAAGACCACCUGUCAGAUCAGCCAGAGCUGUGCAGCACACCCUUCCACAUUUGUGAACAAAUGAUUAUUAAAUAAUAAUUAUAUUUAAUAAAACAAUGACAGCUGCCAUUUCCCAAAUUUCUCUCAUUACUGACAAAGAGAAAAAGUACGUCAGCCUUUGUGCCACACUGAGAAAAUUGAGUCAUGCAGUUCUUCACGACCAAAAGCAUCUACCCUCCCUACAGUAUUUAUGAUUGUAAACUGAUGACGUACCAUGUUUGACACAGUUUACAUUAUGACUGGAGGCAGUUUCUAUCUGUUAGGAUUGUUGUUUGUUUAUUGUUAAAGAUCCAAAGUGUAGGAUUUAUGGGGCAUCAAAUAGCAUACAUGGACUUGAGUCAUUGUCACAUCUCCAUUCGUAAUCACCUGAAACUAAGAAUAAUGUUUUCUUAACCUUAGAAUUAGCCAUUCAUGAGGAGGAGGUCCUUUUCCAAGGAGUCCACCGUGUUCUACACAAGCACUUUAUAUUAAAACUGGCAACAUCUUACUGUAUAAGGAUUAUUUGUCAAACUUCAACCAACAAAUUUACAACCAUCAGCCACGACAUUAAAACAGAUAACUGCUUUUAUUACUGUGACAUGCAUAUAUGCCAUGUGACUUGAUCCUCGCUGGUCUUUUCAAAUCUCUUGCAGCAGGGGGCGCUGUUGUCUUACAAACGUCAUGUGUUUUUCAUCCAGUGCACCAUAUGAAUUCAAUGCCAGCUUUUACACAGUGACCUCAUUGGCUCCUCUUAGUGCAUUGCUGGAAAAUUAAACAGAAACUGUUAGAAAGAGAGAAAAGCAUCAGUGUCUCCAUUAUUUACCUUGUACUCUUGAAACAAAAAAAUAAAUCCGUUUUUCCUAAACUGCUGACAACCCCAUACAGACUGAUGAAGUGGACAUGGUCUUUAGGAACAUUCAUCUUCAGCCCUCAUCUUUCAUUAGUGGCCCGUUCCAAGAAGCAUGUCUCAAAUUACUUUAACUGUACUAGUUUCAUGUCCCUCUAAAUAUUUUAGCAAAGACUUGUGUCCUGCUGCUUCUAGUGUGAAACAUUGACACUUUUCACACUCCGAUCAGAAGCUGAUGUUCACUUCUUUUUGUAUUUUUAGUGAGUUAACGACCUGAAACCUGAAACUGUUCACAAACGUGGAACCUCUGGCUGCUGUUUUGUCACCUUGUGUUUUGAAAGAAAACGUAUGUGCAUGAAUAUAUCAUUGUUAAACAGUUUUAAAAGCAUUGGCAGGAAUUCAA